Messenger RNA from Chrysochloris asiatica (Cape golden mole), 4016 nucleotides. It is a transcript of the gene PCDH8, whose product is annotated as protocadherin 8. Bases 199 to 3408 code for a protein of 1069 amino acids. The record is from RefSeq and is a predicted model, not a curated record. Gene Ontology annotation, molecular function: calcium ion binding. Lineage: Eukaryota; Metazoa; Chordata; Mammalia; Afrosoricida; Chrysochloridae. The transcript has 3 exons. Gene Ontology annotation, cellular component: plasma membrane. Gene Ontology annotation, biological process: homophilic cell-cell adhesion.
AAGGGAGGGAGAGGCACUGAGUGAGGGCGGGUCCGCGAGUCCUCAGAGCCCGCCAGAGCCGUGGAGCUGCAGCCGGCAGACUUCUCUCGCACAGGGCUAGCGAAGAGCAUUUUCCAAGGCGCCUAGGACUCAGGCCCAGACCUACAAGCCUAUAAACUCUUGCUCAGGCUUUUUGGAAUAGCAGUUGGGGCCGGCGGUAUGAGUCCUCGGAAGCGAGGGGUCCCCUGUCUUUUCCCCUUGCAGCUCUUCAGUCUCUGCUGGGUCUUCUCAGUGGCCCAGAGCAAGACAGUGAGAUACAGCACCUUCGAAGAGGACGCUCCAGGUACGGUCAUUGGGACCCUGGCAGAAGACCUGCAUAUGAAAGUGUCCGGAGACACAAGCUUCCGCCUGAUGAAGCAGUUCAACAACUCGCUAAUCCAGGUGCGCGAAGGCGACGGGCAGCUGACCGUCGGGGACGCAGGCCUGGAUCGCGAGCGGUUGUGCGGCCGGGCCCCGCAGUGCGUGCUGGCCUUCGAUGUUGUCAGCUUCUCACAAGAGCAGUUUCGGCUAGUGCACGUGGAGGUGGAGGUGAGGGACGUCAACGACCACGCGCCGCGCUUUCCUCGAACCCAGAUCCCGGUGGAAGUGUCUGAGGGCGCCACCGUAGGCACGCGUAUCCCCCUGGAGGUGCCAGUGGACGAGGACGUGGGAGCCAACGGGCUGCAGAGCGUGCGCCUGGCGGAACCUCACAGCCCAUUCCGCGUAGAGCUGCAGACGCGCGCUGACGGCGCCCAGUGUGCGGACCUAGUGCUGCUGCAGGAGCUGGACCGCGAGAGCCAGGCCACCUACAGUCUGGAGCUGGUGGCCCAGGACGGCGGCCGCCCGCCGCGCUCCGCCACAGCCGCCCUCAGCGUGCGCGUGCUGGACGCCAACGACCACAGCCCGGCCUUCCCGCAGGGCGCUGUGGCCGAGGUGGAGCUGGCGGAGGACGCGCCAGUGGGCUCACUGCUGCUGGACCUGGACGCGGCCGACCCCGACGAGGGCCCUAACGGCGACGUGGUGUUCUCCUUCGGCGCCCGCACCCCGCCCGAGGCACGCCACCUUUUCCGCCUCGACCCGCGCUCGGGCCGUCUCACUCUGGCGGGGCCCGUGGACUACGAGCGCCAGGACACCUACGAACUGGACGUCCGAGCUCAAGACCGCGGCCCGGGGCCCCGCGCCGCCACCUGCAAAGUCAUCGUGCGCAUCCGCGACGUCAACGACAACGCGCCUGACAUCUCCAUCACCCCGCUGGCUGCCCCGGGCGCGCCCGCCACCUCGCCCUUCGCAGCGGCAGCAGCAGCCGCUGUUCUCGGGGGUGCGGAUGCGACCUCUUCGGGGGGUUCCGGGACUCCUGAGACCGGCGCCACCUCGCUGGUGCCGGAGGGGGCUGCGCGAGAGAGCCUCGUGGCGCUGGUCAGCACCUCGGACAGGGACUCGGGCGCCAAUGGGCAGGUACGUUGCGCCCUCUACGGGCACGAGCACUUCCGACUCCAACCGGCCUAUGCAGGCAGCUACCUGGUGGUGACCGCGGCAUCGCUGGACCGCGAACGAAUCGCCGAGUACAACCUGACGCUGGUGGCGGAGGACCGCGGCGCGCCACCGCUGCGCACAGUGCGACCCUACACGGUGCGCGUAGGCGACGAGAACGACAAUGCUCCUCUCUUCACGCGGCCUGUCUAUGAAGUAUCCGUGCGCGAGAACAACCCGCCUGGCGCCUACCUGGCCACGGUGGUUGCCCGGGACCCGGACCUGGGCCGCAAUGGCCAGGUCACAUACCGGCUGUUAGAAGCCGAGGUGGGCCGCGCCGGGGGCGCCGUGUCCACCUACGUCUCGGUGGACCCAGCCACCGGGGCCAUCUACGCUCUGCGCAGUUUCGACUAUGAAGCGCUACGCCAACUCGACGUGCGCAUCCAGGCGAGCGACGGAGGCUCCCCUCAGCUUUCCAGCAGCGCCCUGGUGCAAGUGCGGGUGCUGGAUCAGAACGACCAUGCGCCAGUCCUGGUGCAUCCAGCACCAGCCAACGGCUCACUGGAAGUGGCAGUCCCAGGACGCACAGCAAGGGACUCGGCCGUGGCGCGUGUACAGGCCCGGGACGCGGACGAGGGCGCCAACGGUGAGCUAGCUUUCGACCUGCUACAGCAGGAGCCACGCGAAGCCUUCGCCAUCGGCCGCCGCACGGGGGAGAUCGUGCUCACCGGAGACCUCUCACAGGAGCCCCCAGGCCGCGUGUUCCGAGCGCUGCUAGUAGUGUCCGACGGCGGCCGCCCUCCUCUCUCCACUAGCGCCACCGUCAGCUUCGUGGUAACCGCAGGCGGCGGGCGCGGGGCCGACGGACCUGCCAGUGCAGGGGGCACGGAGCGUUCUCGCCCGCCCGGCUCUCGGCUUGGGGCGUCCGGGCCGACGCUGCAGUGGGACACGCCGCUGAUCGUCAUCAUCGUGCUGGCUGGGAGCUGCACGCUGCUGCUGGCCGCCAUCAUCGCCAUCGCCACCACCUGCAACCGCCGCAAGAAGGAGGUGCGCAAAGGGGGGACCCUCCGGGAAGAGCGGCCCGGGGCGGCGGGCGGCGGAGCUUCGGCUCCCGGCUCCCCGGAGGAGGCCGCCCGGGGAGCUGGGCCUAGACCCAACAUGUUCGACGUGCUCACCUUCCCUGGCAGCGGCAAAGCGCCCUUUGGCAGCCCCGCCGCCGACGCGCCCCCGCCCGCGGUCGCUGCGGCCGAAGUGCCGGGCUCGGAGGGCGGCAGCGCCACGGGGGAAAGCGCCUGUCACUUCGAGGGGCAGCAGCGGCUCCGCGGCGCGCACGCCGAGCCCUAUGGUGCCUCCCCCGGCUUUGGGAAAGAGUCGGCGCCCCCUGUGGCUGUCUGGAAAGGGCACUCAUUCAACACCAUCUCUGGCCGAGAAGCGGAGAAGUUCAGCGGCAAAGACAGCGGAAAGGGGGACAGUGAUUUCAAUGACAGUGAUUCCGACAUCAGCGGGGACGCUCUGAAAAAGGAUCUCAUCAACCACAUGCAGAGUGGACUAUGGGCGUGCACCGCGGAGUGUAAGAUCCUCGGCCACUCUGACCGCUGCUGGAGUCCCUCCUGCGGGGGACCCAACGCACCUCCCCCGCUUAACCCACCAGCCCAAAUGUCUACCUUCUGUAAGAGCACGUCCCUGCCGCGAGAUCCCCUUCGCAGGGACAAUUACUACCAGGCCCAGCUGCCCAAGACAGUGGGUCUGCAGAGCGUCUAUGAGAAAGUUCUGCACAGGGACUAUGACAGGACAGUCACCCUUCUCUCCCCUCCCCGCCCAGGGAGGCUCCCAGACCUGCAGGAGAUCAGUGUGCCCCUCUACGAGUCCCCCCCUGGAAGGUACCUGUCCCCAAAGAAGGGGAGCAAUGAAAAUGUGUAAUCCCACACUGCAUGUCUUCACACAUAUACAGGUCACUCCGAGAAGCCCCUAAGUUAAUCAACUGGCUUGGUUUCAGUGUUGUAUAUAUAAAUAUGCAAGAUGUGCCUUAAAAUGAAGUUGGAAGCUAUUUCCAAUCAUAUUGGUACUGUUUGGUAUUUGCAAACAAACAAUGUAGUUAGUGUAAUUUUUAUGAAAUGUGUGCAAUAUUUCAUUUUUCUUAUCAUGCUAUGGAUUUUAAUUUCACUUGCGGUUUGCCAUUUUCUUAGUGUUUUUAACCUGUACAUUGUGUAAUGUAAUGUUUGUAUAUAAUGAAAUUUUGUUAUAUUUUUAUAUAAUAAAAGCUUAAGUGGAAGUUACUGCCAAAGGAAUUGUCUGUAAGACACACACACAAAAAAAAAUUAAAAAUACAUGUUGGAAUUACUGAAUAACAAUUUAUCUUUCACCUGAAACAAUCUAGUGUUUGAGAAGUUUUGCCUUGCCAAGUAUAACUUGUAUAUCUUGAGUCUGUGGUAGAUUUCAAGUUCAAUGUUAUUUAAUUACAUUUGGAUUUCUGUAAACCGUGUCCCUUAUAAGCACAGUAAUAAAGGAUUUGUCAUCUAUUUGAAGAA